Propithecus coquereli (Coquerel's sifaka) is the source of this 1339-nucleotide messenger RNA. It is a transcript of the gene NAPG, whose product is annotated as N-ethylmaleimide-sensitive factor attachment protein, gamma. The transcript has 12 exons. NCBI's taxonomy places the organism in Eukaryota, Metazoa, Chordata, Mammalia, Primates, Indriidae. Gene Ontology annotation, biological process: intracellular protein transport. The record is from RefSeq and is a predicted model, not a curated record. Bases 132 to 1070 code for a protein of 312 amino acids. Gene Ontology annotation, cellular component: SNARE complex; vacuolar membrane. Gene Ontology annotation, molecular function: syntaxin binding; soluble NSF attachment protein activity.
CUCCGUAGCCGUUCGGCCGCUGCGCCGUCCCGGCUUCCCUUUCGGCGUUCCCACGCCUACUCGGCCGGGUUCUUUCCUGGCGAACGGCAGCGCCCUCGCUCUCUCCGCACGUCAGGGUCCGGGCUGUGGACAUGGCGGCUCAGAAGAUAAACGAGGGGCUGGAGCAUAUCGCCAAAGCAGAGAAAUACCUGAAAACUGGUUUUUUAAAAUGGAAGCCAGAUUAUGACAGUGCUGCUUCUGAAUAUGGAAAAGCAGCUGUUGCUUUUAAAAAUGCCAAACAGUUUGAGCAAGCAAAAGAUGCCUGCCUGAGGGAAGCUGUUGCCCAUGAAAAUAAUAGGGCUCUUUUUCAUGCUGCCAAAGCGUAUGAGCAAGCUGGCAUGAUGUUGAAGGAGAUGCAGAAACUAUCAGAGGCUGUGCAGCUCAUUGAGAAGGCCAGCAUGAUGUAUCUAGAAAACGGCACCCCUGACACCGCGGCCAUGGCGUUGGAGCGAGCCGGAAAGCUUAUAGAAAAUGUAGAUCCAGAAAAGGCUGUGCAGUUGUAUCAGCAGACAGCUAAUGUGUUUGAAAAUGAGGAACGCUUACGACAGGCAGUUGAAUUACUAGGAAAAGCUUCCAGACUGCUAGUACGAGGACGCAGGUUUGAUGAGGCGGCCCUCUCUAUUCAGAAAGAAAAAAAUAUUUAUAAGGAAAUUGAGAAUUAUCCAACUUGUUAUAAGAAAACAAUUGCUCAAGUCUUAGUUCAUCUACACAGAAACGACUACGUGGCUGCGGAAAGGUGUGUCCGGGAGAGCUACAGCAUACCAGGGUUCAAUGGCAGUGAAGACUGUGCUGCACUCGAACAGCUGCUCGAAGGUUACGACCAGCAAGACCAAGAUCAAGUGUCCGAGGUCUGCAACUCGCCGCUCUUCAAGUACAUGGACAAUGACUAUGCUAAGCUGGGCCUGAGUUUGGUGGUUCCAGGAGGGGGAAUCAAGAAGAAAUCACCUGCGACACCGCAGGCCAAGCCUGAUGGCGUCACCACUGCAGCUGCUGAUGAAGAGGAAGAUGAGUACUCAGGAGGACUGUGCUAGUAUUUUCCUUGCAGAAAAGGAAAAAAGGGAGAAUCUCAUGGACUUGGGACUUGUUUAAGGGCAUCCACGCUUUGUCGCAGUCGUGAUUGUAAAUACUAAUAAAGAGUAAUUUUUAGUUAUCUUUUCCCCCAAAUCACUCAUUGUAUCUACCACCUGUGAAGCAUUUUGUUUCUUUCCAUGAUAAGAGCUUUUCUAAGACACCAGUAAGAAUUAACAGAAAAUGUACUGUCACCUUUUAACACAGUUGAUGUUAAAAUUUGCAAGCCAAA